CGCUCUACCCUUUCAACUCCAUCUCUUCUCUUUCGCCACUCAUUUCUCCUUCAUUCCUUUCUUCUUUACAGAAAAUACAAACAGAGAGAAAAAAGUUUUUUAAGAAAAAAAAAAGAAAAAAAAUGAUAAAUCUCUCGUCUUCCUACCAAACACCAACCUUCUCUACCCUUAGAUUUCAAAUUUCAAAAACACCCACAUCUAAUUUCCCGCCAAAACCCCAUUCCCCACUCUCUAAACCUCUCUACCUCAAACCCCUCCUCUCAUCAAUCCCUCUCCUCCCUUUUGAUCCAAGAAUCUCCCUAUCAAGAUACCCCCAUCUAAGGCGGCCCCGCUUCCGCCACCCACCAGCUGCCCUUCCCUCCCCCCAAUUCGACAGCUUCCAGUCAGUCCUUGAAGCGUCUGCCGUCCUUGCUGCAAUCAUCAUCGUCCAUGAGGGGGGCCACUUCCUUGCCGCAUACCUCCAGGGCAUCCAUGUAAGUAAGUUUGCCGUUGGCUUCGGCCCUGUCUUAGCUAAAUUCAAUGCAAAAAAUGUUGAGUAUUCAAUCCGAGCGUUCCCGCUCGGCGGGUUUGUGGGUUUUCCUGAUAACGAUCCUGACAGCGAGAUUCCGGUUGAUGACGUGAAUUUACUCAAGAACAGACCCAUAUUUGAUCGGGUUAUUGUUAUCUCGGCGGGUGUGAUCGCCAAUAUCAUUUUUGCAUAUGUCAUUAUCUUUGUUCAAGUUGUGUCGUCUGGAUUGCCCGUUCAAGAGGCCUUUCCAGGUGUUCUUGUGCCGGAGGUGCGUGAAUUGUCCGCUGCUGCUCGGGGUGGGCUCCGCCCGGGCGAUGUAAUCCUAGGAGUAAAUGGGGUCCUUCUGCCAAAUUCUGGGCCAUCAACCAUUUCCCAACUUGUCGAUAUCAUUAAAACAAAUCCAGGUAGGAAUGUUUUGCUUAAGGUUGGGAGAGGGAGUGAGGAUUUGGAUAUUGACAUCCUGCCCGAUGAGAAUUCGGAUCGAACAGGUAGAAUUGGUGUUCAGCUGUCCCCGAAUUUGAAGAUCACAAAGGUCCGGCCGAAGAAUCUCGCUGAGGCAACCAGCUAUGCAGGCCGGGAGUUUUGGGGCCUUUCAUCGAGUGUCUUGGAUAGCUUGCGACAGACGUUCCUCAAUUUCUCACAGUCGGCCAGCAAGGUAUCUGGGCCUGUUGCCAUCAUUGCCGUCGGGGCUGAAGUUGCAAGGUCAAGUGUUGAUGGGCUUUAUCAGUUCGCGGCCGUGCUUAAUCUCAAUCUUGCAGUAAUAAACCUUCUUCCAUUGCCCGCUCUCGAUGGCGGGUCGUUGGCUUUUCUUCUGAUAGAGGCAGCCAGGGGUGGGAAGAAGAUCCCUCAAGAAGUAGAGCAGCGGAUUAUGUCAUCUGGGAUCAUGGUUGUUAUCUUGCUUGGGCUGUUCCUUAUAGUCCGCGACACGCUCAAUCUUGAUUUUAUCAAGGAUUUGUUGUGAUGGUGGGCUGCACUUUCAAUGCAAGCUAGCGAGAAAAGAACUCGGUUUGGGUGUGUAGUUCGUGAUUCAAUUCGUUGGGCUUAUUAUAUGAUCGCGAUGAACGGAGCUCAGAUGUUAAAGAUGGCAAAUUCAUGAUUUUCUUUUUUUCAGUAAGCAUUGCUUCUUCAACAAUUCUCUUUGGGUGUUGAGUAUGGUUUAUAAAUUCUCUCUUUUCAUUUCAUUCCCUUGUAAAUUAGUGAUAAUAUUCUUGGAAACUAGAUCAAAAUGCUAUUGUUUGUGUC
Molecule: messenger RNA, 1750 nt
Organism: Magnolia sinica
Lineage: Eukaryota; Viridiplantae; Streptophyta; Magnoliopsida; Magnoliales; Magnoliaceae
Product: probable membrane metalloprotease ARASP2, chloroplastic
Exons: 1
Coding region: 123-1469 (448 amino acids)
Biological process (GO): proteolysis
Cellular component (GO): membrane
Molecular function (GO): metalloendopeptidase activity; protein binding
Source: RefSeq, a predicted model, not a curated record